AUGGCGAUGAAUAACUUCGAACAUACUGGAACAUGUUGGAGGAAUGCACGAUUAUCAGUUACGGUUAGGACUUAUGGACGGUCGUUUUUUUUCGGUGCAGGUGAAACCGUUCUAGCUUUUAUACCAAUUGGUAAUACAGAUCUAAUUCCAGGUCAUCCCAUAGAAUUACUUGAUGAAGUUAAAGCUUUAAACAUCACUACCUUUUUUGGAACAUGUAAAGACGUUGGAUCGUUAUACUUAAUAUUACAACCUGGAUUCGAUUUUAAAGUUAAUGGGGCAUUUUUCAAAGUUGCUAUUGCUUUUAUGUUUGAUGGUUUCAUUCCCAUAGCAAAAAAAGCCGUCAUAUUCCAAUAUACAGUACUGACUGGAGAUAUAUUUACUUUAGAAGAUCAUCAAGUUUCAUUGGAUAUUAUGAAUCGAUGUGGUAAUAUAAUGCGGACUGGGAAUCCAAACGGUCUUAAUACUAAUGAUGUAGUCUGGCCUCAAUUUGAUAGUGAUACUUUUCGAUAUUGUGUGUUUCACUUUAAUCCAUCUAUUAGGCAUCAUUUAAAAAGUAACAACACGCAAUUUUGGAAUCGCUUUAAACCAGCAUUGCUUGAUGCUGUUUAA
Molecule: messenger RNA, 609 nt
Organism: Trichoplax adhaerens
Lineage: Eukaryota; Metazoa; Placozoa; Uniplacotomia; Trichoplacea; Trichoplacidae
Exons: 4
Coding region: 1-609 (202 amino acids)
Source: RefSeq, a predicted model, not a curated record